Molecule: messenger RNA, 1376 nt
Organism: Naegleria gruberi
Lineage: Eukaryota; Heterolobosea; Eutetramitea; Acrasida; Naegleriidae
Exons: 1
Coding region: 1-1308 (435 amino acids)
Source: RefSeq, a predicted model, not a curated record
AUGAAAAGAAAAAGUUCUUCAAAAGUCUCAUCUUCUUCAAAAUCUCCUCCUUCCAAGAAAUCGAAAGAUAGCGAGGAAACUAAGGAAUCAACAGAUCAAUCCUUAUAUAAAAAGAAAAGGUUAUCCAAAAAACAAGUGAAUACUAUUUUAACCUAUAAUGAGAAAACAUUAGAACAAGAUAAAGAUUCACUUGUUUCCAUAUUUACCUUCCUCUCAAAUCAAUUAGAACCCAAUAUUUCAAUUAAAUUAGGGGUUAGCUCAAUAUAUUUGGUCAUUGAAGAAUUAUAUAAUUUAUCUGGAGAAGGAAUUAUUGGCAUACAAGGAGAGAAAAGCAUUGAGAAACUAGUAAAGUCAAUUUCUCAAUUUGAAAAUUGUGAACAAGCAGUUGUGGUUGCAAGAGACAGAAUUGAAAAACAGUUAUUCAUUGUCAACAACCAUUUUCAAGAAAGUAUUGGAGAGUUAGAAGAAAUAGAGGAAGGUGAUUGUCUCCACAUAUUUAAGCGAAUCAAAAAUGGAUAUGGCUUAAUUGGCAAGGGAGUUUUAAUAGAAAAAAAUGAUACCACAGCCAUUCUUAAUGAAGUUGAAUCUUUGUUAGAAUUUGCAAAAAUUGAUUCCAAGGACAAAGAAUUUUCUCUGAGACUUGUUAGAAAGAAUAAGUCUAAGAGAGAAAAGGAAGUUCACCGACCUUCAUUUCUAUCCAAAAAGAGUACAUUAAUUACAGAAUCUGAUAGUGAAUCCGAGCUUGAGUUUGAAAGUGAAUCUGAACAUGAACCUCAUCUUGAAUCAGAAUCUGAGCUUGUUGAAUUAGAAAAAGCCAAAUCAAAGGAAAAAUCUCAACAUGAAUUGGAAAGAGGUUCAGAAUUAACCCAACUCCUCCAGAUUCCAAAUUUCAUUGAACAUUACCAACAAGUAAUUCAAGAAAACUUACAACUGAAGAAAAAGGUUGGCGAAUACGAAAAAGCAAAUAAGAGUUUCAAUCAUGCUAUUAAGCUGAUCGUGGAAUGCGUUGAUAAUCAUCCAAGAGUGUUUAAUUUGAAUGAAACCACAAUUACAAUUGGUCAAGAGGCGUUCACUAUUAGCCAUAGGGAACGUUCUGUAUUGAAUAAGCUAAAUGAAUCAAAAAAGAUUCAGUAUAUUGCAGAUAACAUUUUGAAGAAACCGUUGAAAGAUGUUAAUGAUGACGAAAAGGAAUUAAUUAUUGGGAUAGUUAUGGAUAUCAGAGGAUUGAAUGUCAAUACUGAUAAAGAGGAAGUGAAAAAGCUUAGAAAUAUAUUCAGAAAUAUCAAGUGUAAUUCUAAAAAACAAUAACACAGCAAAACAAGCAACAACACUUUCAUUGUAAAUAACAAAUCUAUAAAUAAAGCAAAAAACUUGUC